This is a messenger RNA of Mugil cephalus (flathead mullet), 3604 nucleotides long. It is a transcript of the gene srrm3, whose product is annotated as serine/arginine repetitive matrix 3. Bases 275 to 2203 code for a protein of 642 amino acids. NCBI's taxonomy places the organism in Eukaryota, Metazoa, Chordata, Actinopteri, Mugiliformes, Mugilidae. The record is from RefSeq and is a predicted model, not a curated record. The transcript has 14 exons. Gene Ontology annotation, molecular function: mRNA binding.
CAGGCCGGGUCGCUGAAAGCGCAGUGUGUGCGGAGGUUUUUUUGUUCCCGGAGCUCCUCGGUGCGCUGUCCACUUCAGCACCACAAGCCGAGCGGAGGCAGCAGGCUAGCUAACGCUGAAGAGGAGGGACCCAAGACACGGCUCAACAUCAGCACCACCGCCGACUCGCGUCCCGCAUUCAGCAGAAAAGAAAACCACUGACAAAUACCCAACCUCAUCCACCAGAGAAACCGACGAGGGAAAAACAAAGACUGCAGCCAAGAGUCCAGUAAUCAUGUACGAUGCGGCGAGGGUGCCAUCGCCUAAAGACGGCUCAAAUGGGGUGGCCCCGCCCGUGGCCCCCGGGGCAAGAGCGGGAACAGCUGCCGGUUCGGGAGGGCUGACCCCGACUGCAGCGCUGCACGCUAAAACCGAGGAGGCGCAGCCAGGUGCGGAGGAGGAAGAGGAGCCCAAAGAAGAGCCUGUCCUGGUGAAGAAGCCACACAGAGAGAUCUUGGACCACGAGAGGAAGAGGAGGGUAGAGCUCAAGUGUAUGGAGCUUCAGGAGAUGAUGGAGGAGCAGGGGUACACAGAGGAAGAGAUCCGACAGAAGGUGAGCACAUUCAGACAAAUGCUGAUGGACAAAGAGGGCGUGAUCACCAGAGAGGGCUCACACGCGCAACCAAUGGUGAACCACCUGCAUUAUCCUCCUGAUGAGUAUGAAGAGGACCCUGAAGUGGUUGGCUAUGAAGAUGGAGACUAUGACUACCACAGUGACAGCAGAGUGAAGAGGAAGUCAAGCAGCUCUCCAUCCCCCCGUCCAAAGAAAAGGAAGAAGAAGAAAUCUGGCCGCCGAAGGAGUCGGUUCGGCAGCUCUUCACCCACUCGCAGAGAGAAGAAGAAGAAAAGUGGGAAGAAACACAAGCGAGACAGAUCGGCGUCUGGUUCCAGGAAAAAGAGAAGAAACAGAUCCGGCAGCCCAAAGAACAAACACAAAGACAAGAACAAACAGAAAAAGAGGUCCCCUGGUGAGACCCCCAGCAGGAGUUCACAGCGUCAAGGCAGCUGCUGCAGCUCCCGUAGCGCCUCCCUGUCUUCCACUCGGAGCACCUCCAAAUCUCCCUCCAGACUGAAUUCCAAGCACAAGACAGACGGACAAAAGGCAUCUCCAGGCACGAAAAGUCCAACUGCGUGGCACAACGGGGAGCACACCCAGAGGAGCCGCAACGGGAAGGCCGGCAGACUCAACACCGCCGAGGGCGAGAAAGGGAACGAUAAGCUCCGUGUGCUGACAACUAGCUCGGCAAGCAUCCAGUCCACUCUGCUGAGAGAGCACAAGCUCCACAGCGCCCCCAGCAGGAGCCAAGCAGGACAGAUGUGCGCUGCAGGAGAGGCUGGGAGUGUGGACGGCAGGGGCACAGGUGUGGGGAGCUCCGUAAACCAGACGUCGGGGAGGCGAGGGGGCCAGAGGGGUCAGAAUAAGAACUCCCACUCCCCUGCUCACAGCAGCGACUCGGCCCACUCCCAGCACAACCACGCCCACAGAGGGAGGACCUCUCGUCACCAGAGAAAGACUAAAGGUGGCCACUCUUCCAAGCGUAACCGCCGCUCUAGUCGGGGCCAGGCACACCACCGGAGCCCAUCAGCAUCCCCGGGACGUCACUCACACGGGUCAGGCAGGAAGAACGAGGAAACUCGGAGCAAAGCCAACCUCAGACAGCGCAGCAGCUCCUGGAGCAGCGGCCGCUCAUCCUCGCACUCCGCCUCCAGAGACAGAGGCCCCAGCAAGGCCAAGUCCCCACACAACAGACAGAACAACUCCAGAGAGAGGGACAGCGCUAACCGCUCUGACACCGACAGCCGAGCCCGCCGCCGCUCACGCAGCUACUCGCCCAUCCGUAAGAGAAGAAGAGAUUCCCCCAGCUUCAUGGAGGCUCGCAGGAUCACCAGCGCCAGGAAACGGCCGAUCCCGUACUACCGGCCCAGCCCGUCAUCGUCCAGCUACGACAGCAGCCCGUCGCGGUCCAGCCGCAGCCGCAGCCGCAGCUACAGCAGCUACAGCCGCAGCAGGAGUCACAGCCGGAGCCACAGCAGGAGCCGGAGCCGCAGCCGGAGCUGGAGCCGGAGCCGCAGCCAGAGCCGCAGCUGGAGCCGCAGCAGGAGCCGCUGCCGCAGCCACCACAGCUACUACAGCCGCAGCAGCUACGACAGCCCGGGCUUCUGAACGCAGCACGGGAAGGAAAACAUAAACACGCGCGCUGGUUGAAUUUACUGCACUCCGGUAAAGUCAUCCCGCAUCUCUCACAAGCCCUCUCAACGGUGGUGGUUGCACUGCUGUACAGUCCAGGGUCCAAACUCCUCCACCCUGAGCCAUUCUGUCCGGACACAGAGCCUGGAUCAAAGAGGAGAGGUGUAUUUUGAUAUAGCACACAACUCUCAAAUUGGCUGUCACUGUUCAUGUCUUCACAUAUAUAAGGUAUUUGAGGAAAAUGGGUUUUCAAAUGUCAAAAAUGAAUUGGCUGAGCCCAAAGAACAAAUCUCGCUGUAUGUUAGCACUUUCUUUCUCAUCUUCCACAAAGCAACCAAAAAUAAAUUAAUUUAACAACUAUAGAUAUAUAUAUAUAUAUAUGUAUGUGUAUAUAUAUAUACUGUAUAAAUAUAUAUGCUGAAAAGAGGAGCUGGGUAGGAGACAAAAAGAAGACCAACACGUCAAAGGAAAACAGCUUAGUGUACAUUUCCCAGUCAUCGUGAACUCCACCCCCCCCAAAGACUUCCAUUUCAUCGAAGCCCAGUGAUCAACUGAAUGAGAACAAAAGAGAAGUCCGCAGAUGAAUUAGGAAGCAAAAAACUUUUUUAUGAUUAAAACCGGUAUUGUAUAGGUUUGUCUGUAUAGUUGUAAACUCUCUCUAAGUUCCGGCUUUGUAAACUAUGCACUGUAUAUUCCAUAUAGUUUGAGGAGGUUUGUUUAGCAUGAUCAUCAGGAGAGACUCGCUGCUCCGAAGAAGAGGACCAGAUCGAAAUGAAGGGUGCCAGGGUGAAUCCGUGCCCCCUCUGACUGAUUAUGUAUUAUUUACUCUCUUCCCUGUUUAAAUGAUUAUGUUCAUUCUGCUAGCCCUGUAUGUGUGCGUGUGUGUGUGUGCGCGUGUGUGUGUGUACCUCCUCUGCAAAGAUCAGUGAGGUACUAAUCUAUGUGUACAUGACUGAAGCCUGCAUCUGGGGCUGCCGUGUGGAACUGUACAGGAAAACUGUCUGCAAAAAUUCUCCAUGCACUUCAUUUGUGUUGACCUCAACUAUUUAUGAAUUUACUGUAUUUAUUGGUUUAUUUAUUGGGUAAUUUAUUGUCUAGUUUAUUUAUUUGUCUUUUUCAACGUAAAGCAGUCGGAUCAUGCUUUGAAGAGGAGAUUGCUGAAUAUGUAUUUUUUUUUUUUUUCUUAUGUACUGUACGUGUCCUGGGACCCAAGCAGUUUAUUGUGGCGAUGGCUUGAAACCAUCAUGGGUUCAGCAAGCAGUGUUUAAGAAGUCUGAGUUUGGCCAGUGGAACUGCAUCUUUGUCCAUAUUUAUUCCCAUUAUCGCUUCCUUGAGCCAUUCUGUUGGUUCAUUUUAAUGCAGGCCAUUGUGGCCUUG